This is a messenger RNA of Dermacentor silvarum, 2215 nucleotides long. Its product is annotated as solute carrier family 2, facilitated glucose transporter member 8. Gene Ontology annotation, biological process: transmembrane transport. Lineage: Eukaryota; Metazoa; Arthropoda; Arachnida; Ixodida; Ixodidae. The coding region runs from base 379 to 1797 and encodes 472 amino acids. The record is from RefSeq and is a predicted model, not a curated record. Gene Ontology annotation, cellular component: membrane. Gene Ontology annotation, molecular function: transmembrane transporter activity. The transcript has 5 exons.
UGCACGAUUGCCCUACCAGCGCAAGGAAAACGAACACAAAAGAGGAGACGACAGGACAAGCGCUAACUUUCAAGCUAAAGUUUAUUCCGGAGGCGUAACUUUCUGUCCUAGUGGUAUAAUCGGGUAAGACAUGGGGACUAAGAAAUAUUUAGGCUUGGCAUGUUGUCAGCUCCCACGGGAUAGGGUUGUGACAGGAGAUCGCUGGUCGAAUUGUUCGUUUCCCACUCCCGGUGGACCACACUAGAAUAAUCGUUGUCGUGAUUCCGGCUAAAUUAACGGAAGUGCACACACAGGGAGGCCGUGGCGUCUACUGGCAAGGAUGCCGCGGAGCCGCAGUCCGCGAUCCACUCCAUCGAGCUGUAUCCGGGCGAGAAGGCCAUGGAGGCUCUGCGCAACUGGCAACCUCCUGUGCGGGGCGGCACGCCGGCCUCGCCGGAGUCGAUGGAAGCCGAGUCGCCGCCCAUGCAGCAGGGUAGUGGCUGCCUGACCAGCUGCAUGCUUGUCGCCUGCCUGGCAUCGUGCGCCGCCGGCACCACUCUGGGAUACGCGUCCACGGCUGCGCAGUCCAUCGAGGUCCAGCCCUGGUACACGCUCGAGCGCCGGUCGCCCGACAACCGCUGGUUCGCCGACAUGCUGCUCCUGGUGGCCGCGCCCAGCGCACUCACCACGGGACUGCUACUGGACACGGUGGGAAACCGGAUGACGCUGCUGCUGGCCUCGUUCGGCCUGCUGGCCAGCUGGAUCACGCUGCUCUUCUGUUCCAACACGGUUUCGCUGUUCGUGGCGCGAAUCAUGUCCGGCAUCUUCCUGGGCGCCCUGUCCAGCUGCGUUGGUAUGCACGUGGCCGAUAUCUGCCCCAGCCGCCGGAGGGCCUUCUUCCUCGGACUCGUAGAGGUGACGCGUAACGCGGGCAUCCUGAUGGCCUACGUGCUUGGCUACUGCUGCUCGUGGGAGGUGCAGGCCGGGCUGUGCGUGCUGCCCCCUCUGCUGAUCAUGUGCCUGCAGAACCGCGUGCUGAACAGCCCCCAGUGGUUGAUGCGCAACGGCAGGCUGCGUGACGCCACACAUGCGCUGUACCGCCUGUACGGAACGAAUGUGCCGCCGGAGUUCACUGUCCGGGCAGCGCGCGAUAUCAAGAACACGUGGGACAGCAUGCCGGCGUACACGUCAGCCAGGCGGCUCGCCCUGGGCGUGCUGGUGCAGCUGGUGCCGUGUCUGUCGUGCGUGCAGCUGCUCCUGCUGCGGGCAGUCCAGGUUAUGGAGGCCCUGGUGGCCGACAAGAAGGCGGCCAAGCUGGCGGCCCUGUGGAUGCUCGGAGGUCACGUCGUCCUGUCGGCAGGCUUCGCCUCGGUCACGUGGCUGGCGGGAAGGCGCCACCUGCUGCUCCUCUCUGCCGUUAUGACAGCCAUGUGCGUCGCCGUACUGCGUCCGCUCGACCACCUCGCGUUCAGCGUCUGGUCCCUGGAAGAAUCGCCUGGUGAGACCAACUGGUCUGGCGUGCGUGCAGUCGGCCUGUUGCUGGCCAGCUACUCCAUAGGGCUGUGCCACGUGCCGGCGCUGCUGGUCGCCGAGCUGCUGCCCGGUCGCGUUCGGACCGUGGGCGUGGCGGGCGCCUGGACGGGACGCUGGCUGCUCGCGUUCCUGUUCGUGCACUUGGAUGGCUGGGUGCUGACGGCGGCUCGCUACAGCGGCUCGCUCCCGUUCUGCGCGGUGCUGCUGGCCGCAGCCGUGGCCGUGUUCGCGCUGGUGCCCGAAACCGAGGGCCGCACACUCGUCGCCAUCCAGAAGGAGCUCUGAACUGUGGAACUUUUCAUAUCCCAGAUACACCCACAGUGUGGAAGCAUACUGUAUUUAAUUUAAAGAAAACUUUCGUUAGUAUAGCAACAGACUCGACCCGACUGGGGAGCCACCCGCAGUGUUGAAUUAUGUUCACAUGUUCUCAUUUUGUUCAAUACUGUUGUUUUUAGCAAGGAAAUCGAUCACGAUAGGUACGACAUUUUGUUCCCAAGACAAAGAAAAAAUGCACGUUGUCUGAAGGCAAUUGUUCCUUGUGGUGUGCUUGUAUUAAUACGCCGUACGUCGUUGGUGGGAAGUUUUGUUUUUGAUCACCGACAUCAAUUACAAUAUUUGCAUCACAUUUAUUUAGAGAACUUCGACGUGUGCACCGGGUCCAAGAACAGAGAUCACCUGACUAAUAGCCUAUACGCACUUCUGC